CUUCGUGUUUUGCUGGGACUGAUAGUGCCCGUGUUUGUUGACAAUUUCCUUAAAAGUAAUACGACGUUGUUUGGCCGUUAAAUAUGUGUUGAAUUUGGAUUCUGAGUCACUUGUCCUGUCACUACGAUAAAGGACACAGAAUAUUCGAGAUACAAAGGACUGAAUCUCAGCAGGAAUCCCGUGGCGAAUUCUUCCGGAAAUGUCUUCGCAUAGUAAACAUAACUUACACUCCCAUGCAAAGAGACUGUUCCGCUGUUUUAGCGACAGUACCCAAUUAAACGAAGAUGACAUCCAUCGAAUCUACUAUCUCGACCUGAGAGGCAUCCUGAACGACGAGAAGGCUCUCAGGUCGUUUCAUUCUUACUUACGAAACAAGCACACAGGUGAUCCGUCCGAAGUGAAACAAUUGUUGGAUAUCCACAGCCGAGUCAAGGAGCUGAUAAUGGAACAGAGGCUAGUCAGCGAUGAUGAAGUAGAAGAGUUAAGUGAUCUCGGUCUACCCUAUGAUAAGGAGAAACGUUUAUCGCGGUCGAGAAGCGUUGAUAGCACGAGGCAUUGUCUGGUUGAUAUCCAAGAGGAGUGCGAAAAAGAAAUCGAGUUGAACUCGUCGUACAAGCAAUUCAAGGAGGCUCUGCUGCUUAAGGUAAAACGAGGAUAUCAUCACAAAUAACGACGAAGACCCGCAAGGCGGACGAGAUAGUUUUCUGCACUUGGAGGAGUUUUUAUUCUGAACCAAGUUCCUUACUUUUUUCACAAACAAGUGCACUUAGUGGAGAUGUCCGUCUUGCCGUGUAUGAUUGGGGGUUGAUAUUUAAUGGAACAAAAAACGUAGAGGUGCUUAAAAUCAUUCGUGUUACUCAUCCAGUGGAUAUUAUUUUGCAGAGGUAUCUAAUGUUAAACUGUUACCCAUAGAACUUAAGUUACUUAACUUCAUUGGCUUAGUGUAUUUGCUUUUUUGUAUACAAACUGCUCAGUGAUUUUUGUUUAUUUUAAGCGAAUAAAUUAUUUGAUAGAAUUUCAAGAAA
Hermetia illucens (black soldier fly) is the source of this 1025-nucleotide messenger RNA. RefSeq lists its product as uncharacterized. NCBI's taxonomy places the organism in Eukaryota, Metazoa, Arthropoda, Insecta, Diptera, Stratiomyidae. The record is from RefSeq and is a predicted model, not a curated record. The transcript is spliced from 3 exons. The coding region runs from base 200 to 670 and encodes 156 amino acids.